AAGCAUAACAAGGAGAUCCUCAGUAUGGACAAGCCUCAGCUGAUCGAGCACCUGCACGAGGCGGUAAACUACACGGUGUACGACACCAAGUGGGUACCACUUUCCGCCAAGUUUGUGGUGCUGGGCUCCAAAGCCAACGGGCAUGGAAUUAUGGAUAUCUACGAACUUAACCAGGACAAGCUGGUGAAGGUGAAGUCCGUGGAAAAGAAGGUGGCCUUUAAGUGCGGCACCUUCGGAGCAGCUUCGCUACGAAACCGCCACAUGGCCAUCGGAGACUUCGAGGGCAGGCUGCAAGUGCUGGACAUGGAGCAGCCAGAUCUGCCGGUCUACAAUGUCAAGGCCCACAGCGGCAUCAUAAAUACCAUCGACGCCAUCGGGGGCACUCAGAUCGAUUGCGGGGCUCCGGAAAUCGUCACCGGGAGCCGGGAUGGCGCUGUAAGGGUCUGGGAUAUCCGGCAAGGGCAGGCCCCUGUGGUGGACAUGUCGCCGCCACCGCAAAUGGGCGAUGGCGUCAACCAGAGCAGCGCUCGUCGGGAUUGCUGGGCCGUGGCUUUCGGGAAUACCUACAACGCCGAGGAGCGCAUAGUUGCCGCCGGCUAUGACAACGGAGAUCUGAAGAUAUUCGAUCUACGAACGCUUUCCGUGCGCUGGGAGGCCACCAUGAAGAACGGGAUCUGCGGCCUGGAGUUCGAUCGCCGCGAGAUUCCCAUGAACAAGCUGGCGGUGACCACUUUGGAGGGCGGCCUCCUUGUCUACGACAUGAGAACCCAGCACCCGACCAAGGGGUUCAGCUAUGUGGAGGAGAGGAACGCCGGGCGCAGCGUGGGCACGAAUGGCGUGAUCAGUGGACCCAAGGCUACCGUUUGGGCAGUGCGUCAUUUGCCCCAGAACAGAGAUCUCUUUAUGACGGGAGGUGGAACUGGCUCCGUUCGCCUAUGGCAGUACGAGUAUCCCGAUAAGAGGGUCAUCGAUGAUUCGGACGGCAACAAACUCGGAGUGGCUGGAGCCCUGAACAUGGUCAGUGCAGCCACGUUGAGCUCUCAACCGGUUCACUGCUUCGACUGGCAUCCCGACAAACUGGGCCUAGCCGUCUGUGGCGCCUUUGAUCAGAGUGUCCGGGUUUUAAUUACCACCAAAUUGAACACAUAUUAAGAAGUUAAAAUUUAAAAAACAGAUCCUUAUGAUAUUAGAUCCUUGGUAAAUGCAUAGCUUUAUAUUUUUAUGACUAUGAUACAGAGAAUUUACUUGCCUGAAAUCCAGAUUGUGGUCCUUAAUGCUGAAAUGUACACUCCAUCACACAAAUUAGAUGAGCUGCUUGACCUGAAAUAUAAGACAAGACUAAACCAAACUAGCAUAGAAAACUUAAUGAUUGAACAGAACGAAAUA
Drosophila gunungcola (fruit fly) is the source of this 1386-nucleotide messenger RNA. RefSeq names its product dynein axonemal assembly factor 10 (gene Wdr92). Lineage: Eukaryota; Metazoa; Arthropoda; Insecta; Diptera; Drosophilidae. Gene Ontology annotation, molecular function: ubiquitin binding. The transcript is spliced from 2 exons. The record is from RefSeq and is a predicted model, not a curated record. The coding region runs from base 25 to 1152 and encodes 375 amino acids.